AUGUCUGGAGAAAAGAUCUACGAGGGUGUCUUCGCCGUUCACAAGCCCCAAGGCGUAACCUCCGCCGACGUUAUCCGCAAACUCCAGGAGCACUUUAACCCGUCUGACCUCUUCAAGCCAUGGCUCGAGACCGAACGCGCAAAGCGCAAUCAAGAGAACAACUUCCAACGCAGACGCCGUCGCUCGCAGCGCCUUGAUGUUAAGAUUGGACAUGGUGGAACGCUUGACCCUCUUGCAACCGGGGUUCUCGUGGCGGGUGUUGGAAAGGGAACAAAGUUCCUCAAUAGCUUCCUCGGAUGCACAAAGUCUUACGAGACGGUAGUUAUCUUCGGCGCGGAGACAGAUACAUAUGACGUGUCAGGCAAAAUUGUUCGGCGAGCACCCUACGAGCACAUUACCCGCGAAGCAGUGGAGAAGGCACUGGAGCAGUUCCGUGGGAAGAUUAUGCAGCGUCCGCCAAUCUUCUCAGCGCUCAGGGUUCAGGGAAAGAAGCUUUACGAGUAUGCUAGGGAAGGGAAAGAGCCGCCUAUUGAGAUCCAGUCUAGGCCAGUUGAAGUGACUGACUUAAGGGUUGUAGAGUGGUAUGAACCUGGGACGCAUGAGUAUAAAUGGCCUGAGAAAGAGGCUCCCGCUGAUGAGAAGGCCGUUGCGGAAAAGCUGUUGGCGAAGGAUGAUUCCCUUCCUGUUGCUACCGCCGCUGCUGAUGCCGAUGCCUCUUCGAAACGCAAAUCGCCUCCGGUAGAGGGCUCCAAAGGCGACGAAGCCACCUCCGAUACGUCUGCAGUAAAAAAACAAAAGGUUUCCACCGAAGGCGAUGCAGCACCGGCCCCUGAGAAAAGUGAUGUGCCAGAAGCUGAGGAGGAAAAGACCGCAGAGACAAAGCCUGAAUCACCAGAAGAAUCAAAACCUUUACCACCGCCACCUGCGGUCAAGAUUACCAUGACCGUUUCUUCAGGCUUCUACGUCCGUUCUCUGGCGCAUGAUUUAGGCAAAGCCCUAGGGAGCUGUGGCCUCAUGUGUUCGCUUAUCCGAUCUCGCCAGGCGGACUUCACCUUGGAGCCUGAUAGGAUCCUGGAAUACAGGGAUCUCGAAGCCGGCGAGGAGGUCUGGGGCCCAAAAGUCAAGGGAUUCCUCGAAGAAUGGGAGCAAAAGAGAGCUGCCGAAGAAGGCAAGAAUUAG
This is a messenger RNA of Aspergillus mulundensis, 1179 nucleotides long. RefSeq names its product pseudouridine synthase PUS4. Gene Ontology annotation, molecular function: RNA binding; pseudouridine synthase activity. Gene Ontology annotation, cellular component: mitochondrion. Gene Ontology annotation, biological process: mRNA pseudouridine synthesis; tRNA modification. The record is from RefSeq and is a predicted model, not a curated record. The transcript has 2 exons. Bases 1 to 1179 code for a protein of 392 amino acids. NCBI's taxonomy places the organism in Eukaryota, Fungi, Ascomycota, Eurotiomycetes, Eurotiales, Aspergillaceae.